UCAAACGUUUGAUGAAAGAGGCUGCAGAACUGAAGGAUCCUACAGAUCAUUAUCAUGCACAGCCUUUGGAGGAUAAUCUUUUUGAAUGGCACUUUACUGUUAGAGGCCCUCCAGAUUCAGAUUUCGAUGGAGGGAUUUAUCAUGGGCGAAUAGUACUACCCCCUGAAUAUCCCAUGAAACCACCCAGCAUUAUUUUGCUGACGGCCAAUGGCAGGUUUGAAGUGGGGAAGAAAAUUUGUUUAAGCAUCUCAGGUCAUCAUCCUGAAACAUGGCAGCCUUCAUGGAGUAUAAGAACAGCUUUACUGGCCAUUAUUGGAUUUAUGCCAACCAAAGGUGAAGGAGCAAUAGGAUCUCUAGAUUAUACACCAGAAGAAAGAAGAGCUCUUGCAAAGAAGUCACAAGACUUCUGUUGUGAAAUGUGUGGCACAGCUAUGAAGACAGCCCUGUUACCACUAACAUCCGGAAGUGUGUCAAGCCAGGCGGACAAGGAGGCUAAAGAGCUUGCCAGACAAAUUAGCUUCAAGGCAGAAGUCAAUUCAUCGAGGAGGUCUGAUGCUGGACCAUCAAACACGUCAGGAUUGAACCACUCUGCUGCUUCACGUGAGCCCCAGCAGGAUGGUGCAGCUAGAGCAUUCCAGGAUCCAAAAAGUGCAACGUCUGAAGCCCAGACUAGCAGUGCAGCGGCCAGUCAAGAGCAUGCUCCACCUGUGCCCACCAACACGUCCAUGAGUCCUCGGCAGCGCCGUGCCCAGCAGCAGAGCCAGAGGCGGGCCCCGUCUUCAACUGACUUUAAUCGGGUCCAGCAACCCAGAGUCAACAUGAACCACACUGGAUCCACCGUUCUGAUUGUCCUUCUGACUUUUGCAUUGGCAGCUCUUAUAUUCCGUCGAAUAUGUUUGGCUAAUGAGUAUAUGUUUGAGUUAUAA
Molecule: messenger RNA, 926 nt
Organism: Leptosomus discolor (cuckoo roller)
Lineage: Eukaryota; Metazoa; Chordata; Aves; Leptosomiformes; Leptosomidae
Source: RefSeq, a predicted model, not a curated record